UUUUAUAAUUUCAUAGAAAACAUGAUAUACAAGAUAAGUACUAGUAAAAAUCAUAAAUAUUAUAUUAGGUACCAUCAAAACCAGAGAGAAGUCUGCCUCGGCCUUCCAUCGCUCUAUCAAACAACAUUCCCCACUAUUAAACAUCACCCCACAAAAACAGAUCACAAUUUAUCCCAUGGUGAUGGAGUCAACUCUCUUCUUCCUCCUCCCCUUCUUAGCCUUCCUCCUCCUCCUCCCCGCCGCUCCAACCUCUCUCUUCCCCAAAGAAGCUCUCCCCACCAAAUCUGGCUACCUUCCCAUCAACGCCACCACCUCCAAUUCGUCCGCCGCCCUCUUCUAUGCCUACUACGAAGCCCAGCAUCCCCUCACCCCCAUCUCCCGCACCCCACUCCUCGUCUGGCUCCAGGGCGGCCCCGGCUGCUCCUCCAUGCUCGGCAACCUAUUCGAGCUCGGCCCCUGGCUCGUCGCCACCGACGAGCCCACCCUCCGCUCCAAUCCCGCUGCCUGGAACCGCCGCUUCGGCCUCCUCUUCAUCGACAGCCCCCUCGGCACCGGCUUCAGCACUGCCGCCAACCCCGACGACAUCCCCCGGGACCAGACCACCGUGGCCAGACACCUCUGGGGCGCCCUCCAGUCUUUCCUCUCUUCCAAUUCCUCUUUCAAGACCCGCCCACUCUACCUCACCGGCGAGAGCUACGCCGGGAAGUACAUCCCGGCCGCCGGGUACUACAUCCUGCAGCAGAACUCCCAGCUGCCGAGGCCCCGCGGGAUUAAUUUAAAGGGUGUUGCGAUUGGGAACGGGCUGACGCACCCGGUGGCGCAGGUGGCGACGCAUGCGGCGAGCGCGUACUUCACCGGGCUGAUCAACGAGAGGCAGAGAGGGUACCUUGAGGAGCUUCAGAGCAUCGCGAUGAAAUUGACACUGGAGGAAAAGUGGUCCGAGGCAUCGGAUGCGAGAGGGCGGGUCUUGCAACGGCUGCAGAACAUGACGGGGCUGGCAACUCUGUAUGACCUGUCAAAGAAAAAGCCUUACGAAUCCGACAUGGUUGGGGUUCUACUGAACAAGGAUGAGGUGAAGGAGGCACUGGGUGUCGCCAAAGGGGUGGUUUGGGAAGAAUGCGGCGACACCGUGGGAAGUGUUCUGCAUGAAGACGUGAUGAAGAGCGUGAAGUUCAUGGCGGAGGAGCUGGUGAGGAAGAGCAGGGUGCUGCUGUACCAGGGGAUAUAUGAUUUGAGAGAUGGGGUGGUAUCGACGGAGGCUUGGAUGAGGGAGAUGGAGUGGGAGGGCCUGGAGGACUUCCUGCGGGCGGAGAGGAAGGUCUGGAAGGUGAAUGGGGAGCUGGCCGGGUAUGUGCAGAGGUGGGGGAGCUUGAGCCAUGUCGUCGUCUCCGGGGCCGGGCAUCUCGUCCCUGCUGACCAGGGCCAGAGCUCUCAGGCGAUGAUUGAGGAUUGGGUACUGGAGAAGGGGUUGUUUAGUGAACCUGGUAAGGAAGCUCCAGUUCUCAGGAGAGCUCACUGAAUGAAAUAUUGGAGGUCUCAGGUAAGCUUAUUGCAAUAAGAUGUCUUCUUGAUAUCAGGCACUGCUGUACAUCAUACUCCUCCUGAAGCAUCAUUAGCAGUUGCUGCAAUUUGUAGCCAAACCAGUUAAGCAGAAUUAUCAUCCCUUCACUGUGAUGUUCAUUGGCAUUUGAAUUAAGCUGUGUCGGUCGAUGAAUAGUUCUUA
Messenger RNA from Phoenix dactylifera (date palm), 1723 nucleotides. RefSeq names its product serine carboxypeptidase-like 50 (gene SCPL50). Gene Ontology annotation, molecular function: serine-type carboxypeptidase activity. Gene Ontology annotation, biological process: proteolysis. The record is from RefSeq and is a predicted model, not a curated record. NCBI's taxonomy places the organism in Eukaryota, Viridiplantae, Streptophyta, Magnoliopsida, Arecales, Arecaceae.